AUGUUCACUUUGAAUAGUAGAGAAAAUAUUCCAAAUACUACAGGUUCAGUUGUGAAUAAAGAAGAAUUUCAAUAUUUAAAUUUAAUUCGUGAUAUCAUCGAAAAUGGUUCGGAUAAAGAAGAUCGUACCGGUGUCGGUACAAAGUCUAUAUUUGGACCGCCAAAUAUGAAAUUUAACUUGAGACAAGGCAGAUUUCCAUUAUUAACAACAAAGCGAGUAUUUUGGAGAGGUGUAGUAGAAGAAUUGUUAUGGAUUAUUAGUGGUAGUACGGAUUCAAAAUUAUUAGCACAAAAAAAUGUCACAAUAUGGAAUGAAAAUGGAUCAAAAGCAUUUCUAGACAAAUUAGGUUUUAUCGACAGAGAAGAAGGUGAUCUGGGACCAGUUUAUGGUUUCCAAUGGCGUCAUUUUGGUGCUGAUUAUCUUGAUUGCAAAACUGAUUAUAGUGGUCAAGGCAUCGAUCAACUAAAAGAACUAAUUCAUCUAAUAAAAACUGAUCCUAAUUCACGUCGAAUGAUUUUGUGUUCAUGGAAUGCGAAAGAUUUAUCAAAAAUGGCAUUACCACCAUGUCAUGUUUUGUGUCACUUUAAUGUAACGAAUGGUGAAUUAUCUUGUAUAUUAUAUCAACGUUCGUGUGAUUUAGGUUUAGGUGUACCAUUUAAUAUUGCUUCUUAUUCUUUGUUAACUUAUAUGAUAGCUCAUGUAUGUAAGUUAAAUGUAGGAGACUUUUGUUAUUGUUUGGGUGAUGCACAUGUCUACAAAAAUCAUAUUGAACCAUUGAAAGAACAAAUUGAACGACAGCCAAGGCAAUUUCCACAAUUAAAAAUUAUUCGACAAGUGGAAACAAUUAAUGAUUUUCAAUUUGAAGAUUUUCAAUUGGAAAAUUAUGAACCAUAUGGACCAAUCAAAAUGAAAAUGGCUGUAUAG
Molecule: messenger RNA, 924 nt
Organism: Didymodactylos carnosus
Lineage: Eukaryota; Metazoa; Rotifera; Eurotatoria; Philodinida; Philodinidae
Source: the annotation of a GenBank genome assembly